This is a messenger RNA of Penicillium salamii, 1695 nucleotides long. The record is from the annotation of a GenBank genome assembly. Lineage: Eukaryota; Fungi; Ascomycota; Eurotiomycetes; Eurotiales; Aspergillaceae.
AUGGAUCCUCCAGCCACAAGGUCGGACUCAAAGACUGAUAUAGAUGCCCCUACCAUUAGCCAUGAGAGUAACCACGAGCAUGUGGAUUUCAAGACUGCCAAAAAUGCGGAUGGCGACACGGCCAUGGCGCUAUUCGACGACCCGGAUGAGCUGCACGAAGAAGUUGAUCCAGUCGAAGCAAGGAAGUUACUGUGGAAGAUCGAUUUCAUGAUUCUUCCCUAUCUCGCCGUUUGCUAUGCUUUCUUCUACAUCGACAAGGUGGGAAUUCCACUCUUGGUUAUUGAGGAUGUAGUUCCAAGAGCUAAUGAUUCCAUUUUCUCGAAACAGACAACACUGAGCUACGCUGCUAUAUUUGGUAUUCGCGAAGACCUCAAUCUGCACGGAACACAGUAUAGCUGGCUAAGCAGCAUUUUCUACUUUGGAUUCUUGAUAUGGGCAUUUCCGACCAAUUUUCUCAUGCAACGUCUUCCAAUUGGCAAAUACUUGGGUGCCAACAUCUUCAUGUGGGGUGUCUUUCUCAUGAUCCAAGCUGCCUGCAACAGUUUCCAGACUCUCGCCGUCCUCCGUGCCCUGGGUGGUGCAGCUGAAGCCUGUGCCGACCCUGCUUUCAUGCUCAUUACGAGCAUGUGGUAUACGCGCCGCGAGCAGCCCGUCCGCUUGGGAUUGUGGUAUACAGCGAAUGGUCUAGGUAUUGCAUUGGGUGGUCUUUUGGGUUAUGGAAUCGGCCAGAUUCGUGGUGCGCUUCCAUCUUGGAAGUACGAGUUCAUUGUGAUUGGUGCCCUGUGUGCGGUUUGGGGUAUUGUCAUGUUCACUUUCCUUCCUGAUUCUCCUGUCACGGCAAAGGGACUGAGCAAGAGAGAGCGCCGAAUGGCUGUUGAGCGUUUGCGAGAGAAUCAAACCGGCGUGGAGAACAAGAACCUAAAGCCUUAUCAAAUCCUUGAGGCUUUCAUGGAUUAUAAGCUUUACAUGUUCUUUCUCCUGGGUAUUGUUUGUAUGUGUCUGAGAGAAUCUACUGCUUUCCCUUCGACUUACCUUUCUACAGGCAAUGUUCCUAAUGGUGGUAUCUCGAACUUUGGAACUAUCAUCAUCAAAGGAUUUGGAUAUUCAACAUUGAUUACCACUCUCAUGCAGAUUCCCUACGGCUUCAUCAUCGCCCUUUCGAUCUUAUCGUGUGUCUACUUGAACGACCGAUUCGAAAAUCGCCGUUGCGUCUUUAUCUUGAUCUACCUGAUUCCCAACAUUGCCGGUGCCUUUGGUCUCCGCUUUGUCCCGAUCCAACAUAGUGUAGGUCGGUUGAUCUGCUACUACUUGACAGGACCGUACAAUGCCGCAUUUGUACUUGUGUUGAGUAUGCAGAUCGCAAACACAGCCGGGCAUACCAAAAAGGUAGUCACCAAUGCGGUGCUGUUCUUAGGAUACUGUACUGGAAAUAUUGCCGGACCGUUCUUCUACAAGUCCGACCAAUCUCCAACAUAUGAGCUGGGCAUUUGGUCUAUGAUCGUUUCGCAUCUGAUUGAGGUCGUGCUAAUCAGUGCUCUUGGGCUUUUACUACGAUGGGAGAAUAAGAAGCGGGAUCGCAUUCAAUCCCAGAUGGAGGGAGGCCUUGAAGGGAGAGAUCUGGAUUCCACUGCAUUUUUGGACUUGACAGACCGGGAAAACUUGAAGUAUGUCUCCUUUCUCUUUGCUUUGCCGUGA